CGUCUAGACCACCGACCACCACCACUACUACUAACCUAUUACAAUGGACGCACUCAAGGCUGAAAUUGCCUUAAAACGAAAAGGACUGCAGGAUGGCUCUUCUGAACGACCGACAAAGUAUAUGCGUCGUGGUGACCUGGAACGAAUGAAGGAGGAACAGGAACGCAAAGAGCGAGAAUCGGCGGAGGCAAAAGAACGAGCGGCCAUGGAAGAAGCAGAAGCAAAGGCCGUAGCGGCAAGGGCAGCGAAAGUGAAACAGGCUAGUGCCAGGUCGUCCAAUUCACCUCAUCCCAGUUCGCUAUCGCGCGACACCGACUCACCUAAACCCGAAUCGUCAUUCAAUAUCUCUGUAGAAGAAACUAUACGUCGACUAAGAGCCAAGGGCCAGCCAAUACGGCUGUUUGCCGAAUCGGACAAGGACCGACGACUCCGGUUACGAGCACUGGAGUUGAUUGAGGAAAAGGGCCAUGACCGACAAGGCGGCCAGAAUGAUUUCAAGAAGGCCCUCGAGGAUGUUGAAAAUGUGGAGAGAGAGAUGAACAGUAAGGGAAUCCUCAACAAGGGCAAGAAGAAGGAAGAAUCUGAGCUUGCUUCCAACACUGUGCUUGACCUCGACCUUGUCAAGACAGAGCCAGAAAAGCUGUAUCCUAUCAUUUAUUAUGCUCUCAAACGAGUGCUGAAGGAGUGGGGAGAGGCAAUGGACGAACGACCAGACCACAUCAAGAGAACACACCAAGGAAAACUGGCUGCUGCGACCCAAGUCCAGUCCGCAGAGUAUCUCAAGCCUCUUUUCAAGCAGUUACGUUCCAGAUCUUUACCCUCGGACGUCCUGGCGCGCAUGGCUGAGAUCGUUCACCACAUGCAAAAGCGACAAUAUCAACGCGCAAACGACGCAUAUCUGCGCCUUUCUAUCGGUAAUGCACCCUGGCCUAUCGGUGUGACCAUGGUUGGUAUACACGAACGUUCUGCCCGAGAGAAGAUCUCAUCAGAUCAAGUUGCGCAUGUAUUGAACGAUGAAGUUAGUCGUAAAUAUAUUCAGAGUCUGAAACGACUUCUCACGUUCUCUCAGACCAAAUACCCGCCUGAGGACGUAUCUCAGUUGAUGGGAUAGUUUGCCCGAGUCUCCGCGGCUUUUCCUGCAUAAUAAUAAGGUUUAGUACGGAAUGAUUGUCAUUUGUAUUCUUCAUUUUGCGGGGAAUUACAUGGUGUUCUUGUCGUCGGGACAAC
This is a messenger RNA of Guyanagaster necrorhizus, 1227 nucleotides long. Its product is annotated as Prp18-domain-containing protein. Gene Ontology annotation, cellular component: U5 snRNP; U2-type post-spliceosomal complex; U4/U6 x U5 tri-snRNP complex. Bases 44 to 1111 code for a protein of 355 amino acids. Gene Ontology annotation, biological process: generation of catalytic spliceosome for second transesterification step; RNA splicing. The record is from RefSeq and is a predicted model, not a curated record. NCBI's taxonomy places the organism in Eukaryota, Fungi, Basidiomycota, Agaricomycetes, Agaricales, Physalacriaceae. The transcript has 6 exons.